CAGGAGGGGCGGGGCCUCCCAGAGGCGGAAGCCGGGAUUCGCCUCCCGGGGAGCGAUUGGUCCUCGGAAGGGGCGGGGAGGUGGGCGGGGGUCCUGGCGGUCGCUGGGUCGACAGCCUUGGGUCUGUUGGCGGCAGCGAGUGCGUUGCGGUUACGGUGGCGCCAUGUCGUUCUGCAGCUUCUUCGGGGGCGAGGUUUUCCAGAAUCACUUUGAGCCGGGCAUUUACGUUUGUGCCAAGUGUGGCUAUGAGCUGUUCUCCAGCCGCUCAAAGUACGCACACUCAUCCCCAUGGCCGGCGUUCACUGAGACCAUUCACGCCGACAGCGUGGCCAAGCGUCCGGAGCACAAUCGAUCUGAAGCCUUGAAGGUGUCCUGUGGCAAGUGUGGCAACGGGUUGGGCCAUGAGUUCCUGAACGACGGCCCCAAGCCGGGGCAGUCCCGAUUCUGAAUAUUCAGUAGCUCGCUGAAGUUUGUCCCUAAAGGCAAAGAAACUUCUGCGUCCCAGGGGCACUAGGCGGGCAGCCCAUACCUACCCCGGAUGGCCACCGCACUGAGGCCACACGCUGGCCACUCCACCUUGGAGUUGGGACCCUAGGCAUCAAGACAGAAAGUAGGCAGGGCAUGGUACUUGAAACAUCGGGAAGCUCCUGACGCCCCAGCUCUGAACAAGACCUUCUUGUUUCUUGGAAAAGACACUCAUUUGCUGAUGGUUCGUGCCUUCUGCCAGGACAGGCCUGGGCUGCACAGCCACACUGUCAACUUAGCUCCCCCCUGCCCACUCGGGGUGCCUCCAGGAGGUGGGCUCUGGGCGCAGCUGGUCUCUGAAUGAGGUUACACUCCCACUUUCUUUUCCUGGCCCUGUCUCUGCUCAUUGAGACCAUGGGUCCCAAUUCCAAGACAGACUCUCAUUGUCACUGAAGCUUAGGCCCACAUUUCCCAGGCGGCGUAGAAGACAGAAUGGAAAUGGAGGCUGCCCCUGCCACCCACCCCAGCCCCAGUCACUGCAUGAUCCACUCUGGUCAAACCCUUCCAGGCCAGCCAGGGUGGGGAUGGUCCGUGACCUGCUGGGAAGGCAGGCCGAUGGGCAGAGCCUGGGUAUCUCGUCCACAAGGGCAGAAACCUAAACCCUGUUUCACAAUCUGUGCGGAAGUAGCUUGCCUCACUCGGGCUUAGCAAAGCGCUGUUGCUCCAUUACUCUAACCAGCACAGGGCAGGGGCCCCGAGCUCACACCUGCCAGGAGGCCCUUCAAAGGUGUGUGACUGUGCCUUACUGGACAAGCUCAGAGGUCUUUCCAUACGGGAGGGUGGGUGAUGCUGAAGUUACCCUCCAUCUUAAGUCAUUUCUUUUUGGAGUAAUCAGACAGAAAUCAAUAAACAAAUGAAACACCCAGA
This is a messenger RNA of Saimiri boliviensis boliviensis (Bolivian squirrel monkey), 1392 nucleotides long. It is a transcript of the gene MSRB1, whose product is annotated as methionine sulfoxide reductase B1. Gene Ontology annotation, biological process: protein repair. Gene Ontology annotation, molecular function: peptide-methionine (R)-S-oxide reductase activity. The record is from RefSeq and is a predicted model, not a curated record. Lineage: Eukaryota; Metazoa; Chordata; Mammalia; Primates; Cebidae. Gene Ontology annotation, cellular component: nucleus.